AGCUUGCGCGCUGUCCAAACCGCGUUUUCGCGCAAGUCGGUUUUUCUUGAGCUGUGCGCCAAAGGAGCAAAUUAUCUCCCUCUACCAACCAGUUCCUCACCCUGAGUUGUCUCGUAGAUACACGGGUGGCUGGCUACGUUUUGUCCCGGCUGUGGCUUUUUGGCAUGGUAUCUUUGUGCUAUGCCAGCACCUCUGAAAGAUGCGGCCAAAUUUCUGAAAAGUACUCUCCGUCUUCCCUCGUCGACUUUCCCACCACGGCCAAGGCCCGCAGACCUUGCCAGAUAUCUUCCAAGAUGCGCAGAUGACCUCUAUGCCUGGCAGCGCCAGGAACGGCCUUCUUCGGACACCUUUGUUCUCCACGACGGGCCGCCGUACGCGAACGGAGACCUGCACGUCGGACAUGCUCUCAACAAGAUCACGAAGGAUAUUAUUUGUCGCUCCAGGCUCGCUGAAGGCCGGCGGGUGGACUAUGUACCUGGCUGGGACUGUCAUGGGUUGCCAAUCGAGCUCAAAGCUUUGGAGAAGCAUGGCUGGGAACGAGGACAAGGUGUCGAUCCCGUCUCGAUACGAAGCGCCGCAAGGAAGUUCGCAUACAAGACCGUGGAAAAACAAAUGGCUGGUUUCCGAUCCUGGGCUGUGAUGGGCGACUGGGCCAAUCACUGGAAGACCAUGCAGAAAGAUUUCGAGCUGCGGCAGUUGAUUGUGUUUCAGGCGAUGGCAGAGUAUGGGUUGAUAUACCGCAAGCAUAAGCCCGUCUACUGGUCGCCUUCUUCGGGGACUGCGCUUGCGGAAGCUGAACUCGAGUACCGAGAUGAUCAUGUCUCUAAUGCAGCCUUGGUCAAGUUCCCAUUAGACAGGUUUGAACCGUUCUCGGAUGGUCCUGUUCAUGCCUUGAUUUGGACGACUACGCCUUGGACUCUCCCCGCCAACCAAGCAAUCGCAAUCAACGCGUCUCUGUCAUAUUGUCUCGUCAAAUCAGACACUCAUGGCACGCUGCUUGUGGCCCGGUCGAGGUUGACGUACCUUCAGGAGUGCAUCGGAGAGAGCGUGGAAGUCAUCAUGGAAAAUGUUCCCAUUGAUGUGCUCUUACAGAGUACGUACUCUGGUUUGCACCACUUCGGGAGUGAAGCAGCAAAUCGCCCCAUCAUCCAUGCAGACUUCGUGUCCGCUGAGAGCGGUACGGGACUUGUGCACUGCGCGCCAGGUCACGGUAUGGAAGACUACGAGGCUUUGCAGCCCUUGAUCAAAGUCUCUACCGUUUCCGUCAAAGCUCCGGUCGACAAUUCUGGCCGCUUCGACGACACCGCAUCACCCGACGAUCCUAGUCUCCUCGCGGGACAAGAGGUGUUCAAAAAGGGCAACGAGAGCGUCCUCCAACUUUUGCGAGCGAACAACCGACUAGUCCACCAGCAUAACUAUGUCCACAAGUAUCCCAUCGACUGGCGCACCAAAGAGCCAGUCAUCAUCCGCGCAACAGCCCAAUGGUUUGCGGACGUUUCCAAGAUCAGAACCGAUGCGCUCAAGUCUCUCGACGCCGUAACAUUUCUUCCAGGGACCGGCAAAGCGCGACUGCGGAGUUUUGUAGAGAAUCGAAGCGAGUGGUGCAUCUCCAGACAGAGGGCUUGGGGCGUGCCGAUUCCGGCCAUCUACCACAAGAGCACUGGUGACGCAGUUCUCACGUCCCAGAGUAUUGAUCACAUCAUCAAAACCAUCAACGAGCGUGGGAUCGAUGCCUGGUGGUCUGAUGCUCAAGACGACAGCCGUUGGAUUGUGCCAGGACUGCCAGGAGCCGCUUCAGACUACAUUCGAGGCACUGACACGAUGGACGUCUGGUUUGACAGUGGAACAAGCUGGACGCUCAUGCUCAAGGAUGACCUUGUGUCUGGUGGGUCUCGGUCACAGGCAACACCAGUGGCGGAUGUCUAUGUCGAAGGCACCGAUCAGCAUAGAGGGUGGUUUCAGUCGAGCUUACUCACGAAUAUUGCGUACCAGAAGUCUUUGCAGUCAACCUCGGAUUCCGGUUCCGCGUCGGGACAUCGAGUGCACGCUCCCUUCCGCACUUUAGCGACCCAUGGCUUUACUUUGGAUGCCCAAGGCAAGAAGAUGAGCAAAUCGCUAGGCAAUGUCAUUGCCCCUGACCAAAUAAUCUCGGGAUUCGCAGCUCCUGCGAAACAAACCAAACAGAAGCGCGAAGUCCAUCCACUCGGCCCAGACGCGUUGCGACUAUGGGCAGCGUCCAGUGAGUGGACCAAGGACGUCGUGAUUAGCGAAACCGUCGUGUCGUCUGUCCACAGCAUGCUCGACAAAUACCGCCUGACUUUCAAGAUAUUGCUCGGCAUGCUAGCGGAUUUUGAUCCUCGGAAGGUCGUCCCGUAUGAGCGGAUGUCACGGCUGGACCAAAUCGCAAUGCAUCACCUUGAUCUGACCUUCACCUCGGUGCGCAAAGCAUACGCCGACUUUGAAUUCCACAAAGCCUCAGGCGCUAUAUAUCGAUGGGUGACGACUGAUCUUUCGAGCUUCUACUUCGAGGGGAUCAAGGAUGUUCUCUACUGCGACAUGCCUGCGACUCCCAGGCGCCUAAGUGCCCAGACUGCGCUUCACCACAUUCUUUGCCAGUUCCAAAACAUGCUUGGGCCGAUUACGCCGUUGCUGGUGGAAGAAAGCUGGGAGCAUAGUUCAGAAAGGUACAAGGAGACUCUAGAGCACCCGCUGAGACGAAUAUGGUCACAUCUGCCCGAGGAAUGGCACGAUCGGCGACUCGAGACUGUGUUGCCGUAUGUCGCUUCUAUCAAUUCAAGCGUCAAAGCAGCUCAAGAGAUAGCGCGAACGCAGAAACUGAUGGGACAGUCGCUGGCCUCCGACGUCUCGAUAUUUCUACAGAAGAACGUUGACCUCUCGAGCAUUCCCGAGGAUACUUGGAAGGAACUCUUGGUGGUGUCCUCUGCCGAGAUCAUCCCCACAGAAGUGGGCGAGACUACUCCUCCAGAGCCCAGUGCAGAACCUCGUGCUGAUUGGUCAUUCUCAAGUGACAUUGUCUCGCCUGGGGGUGAGAAGAUAGGGAAGGUGAUUGUCAAGAGUCCUCAUGGUCUCAAAUGCGACCGAUGCUGGAGAUAUGUGGUUGCACCUCCGGAGCAGAAGAGGCCAGCAGAAAAGGAGGCGCCCUUACUCUGUGGCCGAUGUACAGAUGCGGUUACGGAAUACCAAAAAUAAAUGUUUGGAGGAUCUAGAAGUUCGCUGUACAAGUAAACUGCAGAUAUCGACUCACUCAGCGCUGUACCAAUAAUCAAAGAAUACCGGAUUGCCGAACCGAGACGGAUUCCCGCAUGCAUUGCGAUCCACGGAGAACCGCGCAGACAAUGUCAAAUGCAAGCAACUGCAUUUGAAGGGUGGCGUGGGGUCAGUUGGCAGCAUCGAAGCACGAGAUCGUCUUGCAGCUGGUGUUGCUGGCCCGAUCGCAGCAUCAAUUCUGGGGAAUUCAUUUGCCAGGGGGGGUCAUGGGAUCUUGUAGAGGUGAUUAGAGCUUGACGUGCAGCCCCCAGCAAUGCUGCAACUGCUGUGGCCAUUGGGUGGACGAUCGAUCCUGCUUCAUUGCGGGGUAAAGCCAUGGAUGGUGUGGGAGAAUGACUAAGAGGAACUGGCUCUUUCAACGCCGUUGCCUUGCCUGAACCACGAGUGAAUUUGAGAUAUGAGAUGAAGGGAAAAGAGGAAAGACAGCAUCGACGUGCGUGCAGAGAGAUGAUGUCGAUUGUCCGCCGUCCGCCUUCUACCAAAAUUACAGUGAAGCGGGCAGUAGUACUCCGUAAUUUGCAG
Cladophialophora immunda is the source of this 3810-nucleotide messenger RNA. RefSeq names its product isoleucine-tRNA ligase. The coding region runs from base 181 to 3210 and encodes 1009 amino acids. Gene Ontology annotation, cellular component: cytosol. The transcript has a single exon. Gene Ontology annotation, biological process: isoleucyl-tRNA aminoacylation. Gene Ontology annotation, molecular function: tRNA binding; isoleucine-tRNA ligase activity; aminoacyl-tRNA deacylase activity. Lineage: Eukaryota; Fungi; Ascomycota; Eurotiomycetes; Chaetothyriales; Herpotrichiellaceae. The record is from RefSeq and is a predicted model, not a curated record.